Messenger RNA from Trichosurus vulpecula (common brushtail), 628 nucleotides. Its product is annotated as cytochrome c oxidase subunit 7B, mitochondrial-like. The transcript has 2 exons. Bases 65 to 307 code for a protein of 80 amino acids. The record is from RefSeq and is a predicted model, not a curated record. Gene Ontology annotation, biological process: mitochondrial electron transport, cytochrome c to oxygen. Lineage: Eukaryota; Metazoa; Chordata; Mammalia; Diprotodontia; Phalangeridae.
GGCGCGGCCGCAAGCCGAGCGAAGGUGCUGCAGUUCCCUCGCUCGCGCUCCUCGGCCGUCCGCGAUGCUGCCCCUGGUCCGCAGCGCCCUGAGCCGCCUCUCGGUCCGCAGCGUCCAGCACGUCGCCAAGGGUCCGAAGCUCAAGAGAAAGAAGCCCGACUUCCACGAUAGCUACGGCACGCUCAUCCUGGUGAGCGGGACGCUCUGGUGUCUGGGCACCUGGUCCUACGCGCUCACCCACUAUGACCUGGACCACUACCUGUCCCCGGUCGGGGCGGUCCGGCCCAAGGACUGGAAGCGGCAGUGACGCGACGAGCGCGGCCCGCGUCCUUCCGAGCGACCCCAGAGUUGAGUUUGACUGUUACCGCCUCCGGCGUGGACGUUAUAGCUGGUAAAGACAUUUGCAAUAUAGACACAUACAUAUAUACGUUAAGGUAGUUUAGGAAAGUGAAGACAUUGUUUGUGGAACAGCCGGAACUGACUGCACGGUGCCCGGAGAUUUCAUGGGAAGAUCAAACACCUGGAGCACAAAAGGCACAUACGUAGUUCUCUUUAAAAUAUUAAAAGAUGCUUCAUUAUAGCUUUGCUAUUGAACAUCAGUAUAAAUAAAUUAGUUGUUUAGUAACGU